CCGGCCGGCCGGGGAGGGAGAGAUAACUCUUGGCAUCCCCGAGCCCUGUUCCUGCCGGCGGGCACACGGCGCGCACCGCCCCUCUGCAAACGCUACGCGCUGGCGGACCUGUCGCCUCGGCUGUGUGCGGGGCCGGGCAGCGCCGCAGCUCCGUCCCCGCUGUGCGCUCCCCGCGGUGUGCCUGGGACCGCCCGCCCCGCGCUGCACAGGGACCCCGAAGUGGCACCCUCUCCCCCGCGCUGCCCGUGCUCCCUGUGAAAGAAACUUGUGCCUUUCUGUAAUGACAGUGACAUGCUCCUCUUCUGUUAUUUCUAAGUCAUCCCAUUACUGCUUUGCCUAAGCGUUGCUCUGCCAUCACCGCUUUUCCGCCCACGCAUCAGCUCCCUUUGCAUACCGCAUCUGCACGGAAACGGUGUGGAUACACGUACAAAAAAGGGAAACGUAUUUCUUUGAAUCCCAGGAGCCUUGAUACUUGAAAAGUAGUUGAGAUACUUUACCAUAAGAAGUGAAUCUACUUGGUUGCCUUUUUGAGAUACUUACAAUUUCAUGGCCGUAAACUUCGUUCAUGCUUUCUUCUGUCUUGUAUUACAGUUUUCUUGCUAUUGUGAAAAGCUUUGGUUUCCUAUUAUGUCACCCCUAUUUCGUAGGAUGUUAGAGAAUAAAUAAUUUUUGACAUUUAGAGACAAAGUUAAGGAUCAGUUCCAGUUUCUAAUAUGUUUUUCUCUUAAUAAUUCAUACUGGAAUUUUAAAGCAUAAUGCUGAGGAAGUUUUAAAUGAUACUUUUAAAAGUAAGGCAGUUUACAGCCAGUAACUGCCUUUUGUAAGGCAGUUUACAGCCAGUAACUUGUAAGUAUUUAUAAAUAAUUUUACUAAUUAAGAGCACUGAAAAUAGCAUUUUCUUUUAAGUUGUAUUUCUAACCUUCUACUCUUAAAUCUGGAGGGAGAUUCUGAUAAGAUGAAAACACUCAUCUUAUCUAUGUGCAUGCUGAGCUGUAGAAUUGGCUGGUGUAUAGUGUGUGUUUCCUGCAAGCACAUUUUGAAUCUGAGCCAGGGGCCUUUGUGUGAAGUGGUAGGGAAAUGGCAGUUACCUGGACACUGGGACAUGUGCCAGGUAUUUAGAUGAGGGAUGGCAUCAGAUUAAAACACAUUACCAGGGAUGUUGCUUUAGUAUAUAGGUAACUAUAUGCUUGGAAAUAUAGAAUAUGUAUGCAAAACACAUCCAAUGUGAGGAAAUGUUCAUUAAAAUGACUCAGUGGGACAGAAGUCAAGAGAGUUCAGUAGGGCAAUAUCCUUUAAUGCAAAGUUAUUGCCUGUGAGCAUGACUGUUCAAUUUUACUUGGAAGUUUAGUGUUACUCCCUCAGUUAAUCAGUUCUCUUCAGGCUGCUUAAAAAUACUUUGGUCUGAGGCCAGCAUACAUAUUCUGGAUCAGUAGUAAUUUAGAAAACCAGAGUUGGCUUGUUUUUAAGGAAACAAACAAAGCUGAACCUGAGAGGGAAGGCUGUUCUCCCCCUGAGUGCCCUCAGCUCCCCCUUGGCUCUGUCAGCCAGGCUGGUGUGGCCUCAGUCCCAGCGAGGGUUUGAGUGGGACCUCAGCUCCAUUAUGCCAGAGGCACUCUGCUCACUGGAGACGUGCACAGGAAAGCUGUUACCUGCUGUGGCAGUAUUGCCUUUAAGUUGCCGUUUAAUUUAACAGUAGCCACGUUAACAAGCUUAGGAUAGCAUUUAUGUUUAGGGUUUACUGAUAGAUUUUUCCAAACAUCAAAAUAUGUAGGUGGGUAUACUAUGGAUAUUAGAGCUAAUUUUGUCUUUUAUGUGCCAUUUUUAUUUCCUUGUUUGGCAUUACACCAGUAUUAUGGUGAUUAAAUGCUGAAAUUGUAAGCACAGUCUCUUUGUUUAAUGGAUUGUAAUUUUUUCCUUGUUGGUAAGGAACACGGCUCUGUGAAGAGAUUGUGUCCUGCAUUAUUGGUUUAACAUACUAGCACAUCAGCUUUUUGGUAGAGAAUGUGCAAAACUGAAAACCAGAAAGAUUUUGUUGUAAAAAAUGCGGUAGUUUUAAAUUAUUCCUUCAGAUAUAAUAUAAAACAGCAUGGUAACUCUUCAAUAACAACACCAGUCUCUUUUUUUUGGCAGUGACAUUACUAAUUCACUACCUGCAUUGGUAACCAAAGGUUAAAAAUCACAUGGAAAUAAUUGUGAAACUUCACAUUUAGAAAUAGUUCAGAGAUUUGAUGUGCUCCUUGUGAUCAUCUUCACAGGUAAAUACUGAAUGUUUUUCAUUUAGGGUCAUAUAAAGAGAAAAGAGAGUUUUUGCAAGUUUGUGACAAAAACGUCUAGUUGAACAAUUUUUUUAGUAAACAUUAAAAUAUAACCUUCAACUGGGAAGAAGCCCAGAAUUAAAAAUAGAAGAAAAAUAAGAGUGAAGAUGUACGUUGUAAGCCAGUUUUGUAAUUAAAUGUAAACUUUAAACAUAUUCCUAAAGUAUGAUUUUUUAUAGCUUAAAAUUGCCAUUUUACCAGGUUGUUGAAUAUGGAAAGUUGUUUGGAGGACUAAUGAAAAGAUUUUCUAUUUGCUUGUUAUAGGAAUGAGAAAAAUACUCAUUCUAGAUCAGUAGGUACCAUCUUAGUGGCAGGCAACUGAAAGGUAACUCAAAUUAUAUAACUUUGUUGUGUCCACCAUGAUAGACUGUGUUGUAUAAAUAUUUGUUUCUUAAAGAAAGGGGAUAUUGAAUAUAACUUGCAGUGCUGGGUUAAAUAAUACAGAAAAUGAGUACACUGUCAGUUCAGAAUUGUACGGCCUGCUGAAUAAAGUACUUUUUAAACAGUGAAAAGUGAUAGCAAAUAGUUGAACGGUUUGGGGUGUGGGGAGGGAAACAAGAAGUUUCAUAUGCUCUGUAAUUACUGAAGGAUUUUUUAAACAAGAAGUUAAAAUGAACUUUCCCAUGCAGGUAUGCUGUUUUCUGGCUCCUCUAAGAAGAUAAUUUCUAAAUUUUACAGUUUUGAGCUACUUGAGGUUUGCAUUCAUCGCGUUAGAUCGUGCAGCAGCAUUCGCUUUAUAAAAUCAAAAUAUGUGUGCGUGUUUGACAAAUCUGCCCUCAAGUUUAGUCAUCAACAGCGAUUAUUCAGAACAUCUGCUGUUUCAUGUGGCCAAAUUGUCCAGUUUAAGCUUUCUGACAUUGGAGAAGGAAUUACAGAGGUGACUGUAAAAGAAUGGUACAUAAAGGAAGGUGACAGCGUAUCUCAGUUCGACAGCAUCUGUGAGGUGCAGAGUGAUAAAGCCUCUGUUACUAUCACCAGUCGUUAUGAUGGUGUCAUCAGAAAACUCCAUUACAGCAUAGAUGAUACUGCUUUUGUUGGAAAACCACUAGUGGACAUUGAAAUUGAUGCUUCAAAAGGUGUUGCCUCAGAAGAAGAUGUUGUUGAAACACCUCCUAUGUCUCAUGAAGAGCACACUCACCAAGAGAUAAAAGGUCACAAAACAUUAGCAACCCCUGCAGUUCGUCGCCUGGCCAUGGAGAACAAUAUUAAAUUGAGUGAAGUCGUUGGGACAGGAAAGGAUAAUAGAAUCCUUAAAGAAGAUAUACUCAACUACUUGGCCAAACAAACAGGAGCUAUUUUGCCUCUAUCACCGAAGGCUGAAAUUGUCCCACCUCAGCGGAAAGCAGAGGCUGUGCCAGCUGCUCCAAAGGACAAAGCACGCAAAAUUCCCGUGCCUGUUUCCAGACCCCUUGCAUUUUCAGAAAAAGAUAAAACGGAACCUGUAACAGGUUUUCAGAAGGCCAUGGUAAAAACUAUGAGUGCAGCCCUAAAGAUCCCCCACUUUGGUUAUUCUGAUGAGAUUGAUUUGACUCAACUUGUUCAGCUGCGAGAAGAGCUGAAACCUCUUGCUGAAAUCCGUGGAGUUAAGCUUUCCUUUAUGCCUUUCUUCAUAAAGGCAGCCUCUCUGGGAUUGCUGCAGUAUCCCAUUCUUAAUGCUUCUUUGGAUGAGAACUGUCAAAAUGUCACAUAUAAGGCUUCACACAACAUUGGAGUUGCAAUGGACACAGAGCAAGGUUUAAUUGUCCCAAAUGUGAAAAAUGUUCAAGUCUGCAGUGUGUUUGACAUUGCUGUGGAAUUAAAUCGCCUCCAGUCCUUGGGCUCUGCAGGCCAACUGGGAACAAGUGACCUCACUGGGGGAACAUUCACCCUUUCAAAUAUUGGCACAAUUGGUGGCACUUAUGCCAAACCAGUGAUACUACCUCCUGAAGUAGCUAUUGGAGCACUUGGAAAGAUACAGGUUCUUCCUCGGUUUAAUAGCAAAGGUGAAGUAAUUAAAGCACAAAUAAUGAAUGUGAGUUGGUCAGCUGAUCAUCGCAUCAUUGAUGGAGCUACAAUGGCCCGGUUUUCUAACUUGUGGAAAUCUUACUUGGAGAACCCUGCUUUGAUGCUGCUGGACCUUAAAUAAAGGAAAUCAUGGCUAGAAUAUGCCUUUAAACUCCGUGGAUUAGACUGAAUAGUUAUAAAAGCUUUCUCUUCUAACAUGUGCCCUUUGCUACGUGCAUUAUAUAAUAAUGUUAUGUGGUUGAAAGUUCUCAACAGCUGAUAUCAGUCUCAAUUAGUUGUUGCUUCUUUCAUUUUGUAUUGCUGUAAUUUCAUCUACAGCAGACUGUCAAACUGAAUAGGUCACAGCUUCUGAAUAUGGUGGUGGUGGAAUGUCUUUAUUUUGCGUUUUAUAAUAAGAAUGAUUGUCAGGCUGGUGUGACUGAGUGCCACUACUCUACACCUGCAGUAUAUAUAAUCUGAAGGGAAAUUUUGGAGGGGAAUACUCAUAGUACUUCUAUUUUGAACACAUAAAUUUAUUUUAACAAAUAAUAUCUGAAUUCCUAAAAGGGAUUAUACAAAAAUCAUAUACAAAUAAAAUACCUUUAAUGCUUCUGCUGUAAGAUGUCCAGAGAGAUUUUUGUUGUUUAACUGAGUAAACGUCUUAAGUAUUUUGCUAGUUCACUUUUUCUGGCAAUUAGUUGCACAGGUACUCUUUACCAAACUAUAAAUGAGGAGGCCAUAUUUAUUCAAAUGCUUUCUGACAACACUGAUUGGUAAAUAUAAAGGCCUUAAUACUCUCUAGAAUAUCCUAUAUUUUUAAAGGCUGAAAGUAGUUUCAGCUGUUAACACUUGCCAGUUAUUUUUAAUUCUUAUAGAAAGCAUCUGUCUUAAAAUGAAACAAGAAAGAAAGAGAAAACAAAAUAAAAAAAGAAGGAUCUUGUUUUAUUAUUCUGUCGCUAGGUAAGCCUGACAGUAAGCUGCUGAUGAACUAAAGCUUGCAUUCUGUUAUUGAUAUUCAGAUACUAGAAUCUGAUAGAUUAAUCAGAUUCAACAAAGAAUGGAUGUUAAAAAAUACUGUGAGAUAAGGUCUCCUUAAACUCAGAUACAAGGCACAUAAUGAAUAGGUUCAAGUUAAUGCUUUUAGAACAGAAAACUUAUGUGGCUUUAAGGUAAAAUAAACAGAUGAUGAAGACUGCACUGCUGAUUUAAUGGGAGAUAUGAAGAAAACUGUUGCAUACAAAUACCUUCUAAACACAUAAGUUUCACACAGCCAUGAGAAAAGACAGUUACAUAGCCUUAAAAAUGAAUUUGCAAUGCACAAAAUGGACAUUUUCUCCUUUUUUAGAUAUAUCAAAAACAAGAGCAUUCUUCAAAAUGGUAGACCAAAGUUGUCUAUUGCAUUUAGCUGUGAAGAUGUGAGACAGGCUACCAGAGGUAGAAUCCCUGCUAUCCAUCAUGCUGAGACUGAAUAAGAGAAAAGCUGGUAAUGUACGAAGGGGAGUGUGGCGCAUCCGUGUAAGGUGCUAUUAACAUUUCUAUUGUGGUAUAAGGGUCUUUUAUAUAAAAGUCAUUUCUUGCAAAGUUUAACUGUUAUAUCAUGCUUAUCACAUAUUUCAUUUUUAUCAGAUUUAUUUAUUCCUAAUAAAAAUGUAAAGCCACAAAA
Molecule: messenger RNA, 5961 nt
Organism: Taeniopygia guttata (zebra finch)
Lineage: Eukaryota; Metazoa; Chordata; Aves; Passeriformes; Estrildidae
Source: RefSeq, a predicted model, not a curated record